CGACGGACACCUUGUUGGCCACUUUUAUGUGGUGCUUUUAGAAAACAACAGAAAAACGAGCACCUUGCUGGUCGCAAGCACCCUGAUGACUGGCACUUGCAAAGUCGCCAGCCAACAAGGUGCCCAUCCCUCACAGGUAUAAAGCGGACGUAACCUCAGCUGAGUGAGCGAGGCUUGGACUGUGAUGCCUCUGAACGGGCAGCUGGUGGCAUUUUGUCACAUGCCGACACGCACAGCCUGAGCGUUGACUCGAGCCCAGACGCCGCGACAAGAGACCUCCAUCGCCAGCCGCACACAGCUAGGAGCUGUCCGGCCAAUGGGAGCCCUGGCAAUUACCAAGCUCGGCUCCCCUGGCGCGCUCCCCGCCAAACCCCGACCCCAGGCUAAGGCGAGCCGAGGGAGGCCGAGGUAACCGGGCUGACAUCAUGGGGCCGCCGGGGUUCAGCCCCUGUCUCCCCGCUGCGACCGCGACGGCCUGGGGUCAGCUGGACGCUGGACGCUCGGUAAAGGUGCCCGCAAUUGUUUGAUCCCUUGGUUCGUAGAGGCCUGGACAAAAAAAAGCCGAGAGUCGCGCCUCGAUCCCAAGCCGUGCUUGACCUUGAGCUUUCCGUACUCGAACUCUUUCACCUUUUCCCAUUCCUCACUAUCGUUCUUGACGGACACCCAACCCAUCCUCCCUCAGACAAACGCGUGAGCUGCUUCUGAGCCGCCCUUGAGCCUCCACCACAGCUCAGGAUUACACAGCCAGUAGUACGCGCGACUUCUCUGAUUACACACAACACAAUGGCUGUCGGCGUCCCCGAAAAGACCUUCUCCCGCGAGGAGGUCAAGAAGCACAACACCGAGGACAGUGUUUGGUUCAUCAUCGACGCCGUCGUCUACGAUGCGUCCGAGUUCCUGGACGCCCACCCUGGCGGCGAGGCAGUCCUCCGACAGGUCGCUGGCACCGAUGCCACAAGCGCUUUCUACAACCUCCACAGGCAUGAGGUGCUCACAAAGUACGCCGACCUCGCCAUCGGCACCGUCGCGGGGGAGAAGCCAUCCGUCAUAACGCCCAAGCCCGGAGACCUCUCGCUGGUGCCCUACGCCGAGCCGCUCUGGCUCACGCCGACCUUCAAGAAUCCCUACUACAAGGAGAGCCACCACCGGCUGCGCCGGGCCCUACGCGAGUUCGUCGACACGCACAUCACGCCCGAGGCCCAGCAGAAGGAGCGCGACGGCACCCGCAUCUCGCAGGAGCUGAUCGAGAAGAUGUCCAAGGCCGGGGUCCUGCAGAUGCGCAUGGGGCCCGGCCGCCACCUGCACGGCGUCGACCUGCUGGGCGGCGCCGUCGACGGCAAGGAGUUCGACUACUUCCACGACCUCAUCAUGGCCCAGGAGCUGUCCCGCUCAAACGCCCGCGGCUUCCAGGACGGCAACAUGGCCGGCAUGGUCAUCGGCCUGACGGCCAUACUCAACUACGCCAACGCCCCGCUCCGGGACCGCAUCGCCGCCGAGGUCUUUAGCGGCCAGAAGAUGAUCUGCCUGGCCAUCACCGAGGCCUUUGCCGGCAGCGACGUCGCCCGCCUGCGCACCACGGCCGUCAAGACGCCCGACGGGAAGCACUACAUCGUCAACGGCACCAAGAAGUGGAUCACCAACGGCAUCUACAGCGACUACUUCGUCACGGGCGUCCAGACGGACCAGGGCCUCAGCGUCCUGCUGAUCGAGCGCGGCGAGGGCGUCGAGACCAGGGCCAUCAAGACCAGCUACUCGCCCACCGCCGGCACCACCUACAUCACCUUCGACAACGUCAAGGUGCCCGUCGAGCACCUCCUGGGCAAGGAGAACAAGGGCAUCUACGUCAUCCUGAGCAACUUCAACCACGAGCGCUGGACCAUGGCCUGCGGCACCAUCCGCAACUGCCGCACCGUCGUCGAGGAGUGCCUCAAGUGGGCCCACCAGCGCCUGGUGUUUGGAAAGAGGCUCAUCGACCAGCCCGUCAUCCGGCAAAAACUCGCCAAGAUGAUCGCUCUCGUCGAGGCCCACCAGUCGUGGCUCGAGACCAUCACGUACCAGAUGUGCCACAUGCCCUACUCGGAGCAGGCCAAGCACCUGAGCGGCCCCAUCGGCCUGCUCAAGAUGAGCGCCACGCGCAUGGCCCACGAGAUCGCCGACGAGUCCGUCCAGAUCUGGGGAGGCCGGGGCCUGACCCAGACCGGCAUGGGCUACAUCAUCGAGAACUUCAACCGGACGUACAAGUUCGAUUCCAUUCUGGGUGGCGCGGAGGAGGUGUUGGGCGAUCUUGGUGUGAGGCAGGCGAUGAAGAACAUGCCCAAGGCAAUGCUGUAAAGGACUUUCAACGUCUUAGUAGGGGGAACCAACCCGUCGCGAGAUUUCCCCGUUCAGCCAAGAUCAACACAUUCAAUACCCUCCAUUCAUACCAUGCCCGCUUAUGAUACCCCCGACAUACCGUGUGACAUCGAGCAGAACACGGAUACUGAAUUCACAG
Gaeumannomyces tritici R3-111a-1 is the source of this 2491-nucleotide messenger RNA. RefSeq names its product acyl-CoA dehydrogenase. The transcript has 4 exons. Lineage: Eukaryota; Fungi; Ascomycota; Sordariomycetes; Magnaporthales; Magnaporthaceae. The record is from RefSeq and is a predicted model, not a curated record. Bases 784 to 2331 code for a protein of 515 amino acids. Gene Ontology annotation, molecular function: heme binding; oxidoreductase activity, acting on the CH-CH group of donors; flavin adenine dinucleotide binding.